Molecule: messenger RNA, 306 nt
Organism: Necator americanus (New World hookworm)
Lineage: Eukaryota; Metazoa; Nematoda; Chromadorea; Rhabditida; Ancylostomatidae
Exons: 2
Coding region: 1-306 (101 amino acids)
Source: RefSeq, a predicted model, not a curated record
AUGAAGACAUUUGUGAUCGUUUCUGCCGUUCUCUUCGUGUCUGUCGACGCUAUAUUCUUCGGUAGCAGCGGUGGUGGCGGUGGCGGUGGAUGUGGAUGUGCUCCACCUCCACAACCAUGCUGCCCUCCGCCACCUCCACCACCCCAACCGUGCUGUCCUCCUCCCGCUCCACCACCACCUCCUCCAUGUGGUGGUGGUUGCGGCGGAGGUGCUCCACCUCCUCCAGCCUAUGCUGCUCCUCCUCCACCACCCUCAUAUGCGGCUCCACCUGGUAUGUUUGGAACAAAUUUUAAUGGAUUUGGUUGA